Messenger RNA from Spodoptera littoralis (African cotton leafworm), 2424 nucleotides. The record is from the annotation of a GenBank genome assembly. NCBI's taxonomy places the organism in Eukaryota, Metazoa, Arthropoda, Insecta, Lepidoptera, Noctuidae.
AAAAAAGGUAAAAUUAAGAUUAGUAAGGUGAAAAGAAAUAAUCAGACUACGAAUAAAAUGCGGAAGAAGGGUCAACUGAAGCUGCAAAGACAUAGAACGCACGUUCAAAAGCAGAAGCAACCAACACAGCAGCCCACUGUAGAAUACAGCAGUGAAAGUGAGGCAGAAUCUGAAGAUCAGUUCGGAGACAUGUUAGACGAUGAAGAACAGCAGUACCUUAUGAGUAGACUCUCCAAACAGCCUACUUUACUAGCUAAUAUACCAGAAAAUGAAAAGCCAGGCAAAAGAUCAAGGAAGCGUAAAAGAGAAAAGAAAGAAAAGUUCCCAAAGCCAACUGUAGGUGGUGACAGUGACAGUGGUGCUGAGAGUGCUGGACUCUCAGACUCUGACAGUGAUGUAGAGGGCAAGUAUGAGAAAGAGCAAGCAGAGAGGCCGGCCAAGAAGAUGAGGCCGUUGUUACCCAUUAAAACUAAAGAGGGGCUAAUGGAGAGGGCUGAGGAGUGUGAAGACUCAGAAUCAGAACAAGAGGAAGAAGCACAAAAACCUGCUAAAAGCAAACAAACAGACAAACAAUCAGAUGAUGAGGACUCAGAGUCUGACUCCGGUAUGGACCGCACAGAGGAUGUGGAGAUGGCAGGUGACAAGGAGAAGGUGGUGACUGCUGUGGAGCUGAUGGCCGCAAGGAGAAACAAGCUGCAGCAUGAUAAACUGAGGAUUGGAGCUCUAUGCUCUUCUCUGCUUGAAAAUCCAGAGAAAAAGCUUAAAAACCUGUUUCCAAUUCUCUACCUGAUGGAAGAUCGCCUGAAAGAUGGGUCAUUGAACCUCAUCUCUGUUCGCAAACUGGCUACAGUGUCUGCAUUUGAAGUGUUCAAGGAUAUUCUACCUGAGUACAUGAUAAGGCAUCAAGAUUACUCCAAUAUUAAAUUAAAGAAAGACACCUUGGCGCUGUAUAAGUACGAGAAGGAGUUGCUAGAAUUCUACAAAAGAUACUUGCAGAGGUUAGAAAAGGCUGCUGGAGUGUUGCGUCGGAAAAAAGGAGAUACCAGGAAAGUAGACGAGCCGACGCUGAGCCUGGCGCUGGUGUCGCUGCGCUGCCUGUGCGGGCUGCUGGUGGCGCGGCCGCAGUUCAACUACGCGACCAACGUGGCGCAGACCGUCGUGCCGCACCUCGACUGCAGGGACGCCCGGGCGCGCGCCGCCGUCACUGACUGCUGUACCAAUGUCUUCGCUGAGGAUACUAAAGGAGACAUUACGCUUAUUGUAGUCCGUCUGAUAAACCAGUUGGUAAAGCGUCGCAACGAGCGGCUGGAUCCCUCGGCACUGGACUGUCUGCUCACCCUCAAGAUACGAGACAUCGACAUGGACGCGGAGGCAGAGAUCAAGCACAAGAAGAAACAAGAAGAGAAACACAAGAAGCGGAUUGUUAACUUGUCUAAGAAGGAAAAGAAGCGAGCGAAGAAGUUAAAAGAAGUGGAACGUGAGUUACUGGAGACGCAGGCGCAGGAGAGUGAGAUGGCGCGACGGAAACAACUCACUGAGGUCACCAAGACUGUGUUCCACAUCUACUUCCGGUUGUUGAAGACUGCGCCGCGGUCUAAGUUGUUAGCUGCAGCGCUUAAUGGACUUGCUAAGUUCACGCACGUAAUAAACUUAGAAUACUACUCGGACCUAGUAGCGAUCCUAGCGCGCCUAAUAUCGGACGAGUUGAUAGGAGCGCGCGAGCGACUCCUGUGUGUCCGUACAGUGCUGGCCGUGCUGGCCGGCGCCGGGGACGCGCUCAAUGUCGACCCUGCCAAGUUUCACGCCUAUCUAUACGUUUGCAUGCUUAAUUCCCAUGCUGGAAGAACACAAGCAGACUCCAAGAUCAUCCUGGAGUCAGUGUCCCAGAUCUGCGCGCGCGCCCGGCGCGUGUCGGCGGGCGUGCUGCAGGCGUUCGCCAAGCGAGCCGCCACCCUCGCCGCGCAGCUGCAGCACCACGCCGCGCUCGCCUGCAUCGCGCUACUGCACCAACUCGCACAGCAAAGUAAAGCAGUAUCAAUCCUGCUGGAAGCGGACAGCGAGGCGGGCGGGUCGGGCCGGUUCGACCCCGCGCUGGAGUCCCCGGAGCACUGCAACGCGCACGCGGCCGCGCUGUACGAGCUCAGCGUCCUGGCGCGCCACUACCACCCCACUGUACGGACCUCCGCCACGAUGCUCUUGAAGGGAACCUUGCCGCCUGAACUUCAUAAAAUGACGCCCUCACAAAUAUUCAAAGCAUACGAUGGCUCAGAGAUGGCUUUCAAACCUUCGAUACCUCCUCCAAAGAAAGGUGAAAACAAGACCAAGAAGAUAUCUAACGCACAUGCGUGGGCGCAGCAAUCAUUCAAACAAAUGUGUGAAUCAGUAGAAAAUAAUGUUUCAAUGGUCAUCUCUAAUGAAAGGUGA